Messenger RNA from Aspergillus mulundensis, 741 nucleotides. RefSeq names its product vacuolar protein sorting family 37 protein. Gene Ontology annotation, biological process: protein targeting to membrane; ubiquitin-dependent protein catabolic process via the multivesicular body sorting pathway; protein targeting to vacuole. Gene Ontology annotation, cellular component: ESCRT I complex. The transcript has 2 exons. The record is from RefSeq and is a predicted model, not a curated record. Lineage: Eukaryota; Fungi; Ascomycota; Eurotiomycetes; Eurotiales; Aspergillaceae. The coding region runs from base 1 to 741 and encodes 246 amino acids.
AUGAAUCCUAUCCUCCACGCCGAUACACCACCCCCGCCACCACCGAAGCCCGGUAGCCACGAGGCUAGUCGUGGCGGUACGCCUCAAGUGAAUUCAUCAUCACCCGCAACACCACAACUCCCCCAGCAAGGCCAAUAUGGAUUGGACGUCGCGAACCGAUACAUCGACCCAAGCACAGGCAAUCCGGCCGCAAACGCUCCACGGCCUCCAACCAUCGAAGAAAGAUGGUUGCCUGAGGGCGUUAAAGAUAAAUCAACAAUCGACCUUCAGACUAUCCUCAAAACCCCAUCCCUGAUAUCCGCCCUCUCCGCCACACACCCAUCCCACGACAGCCACCAAGAAUCCCUCCACACCCUGCUGAACUACAACCAAGACCUCGCGAACCACCUCCUCGAUCUGCAAUCACAGCUAACAAGUCUCCGAUCCUCAACCGAGACUCUUCUUCUCCAACACCAAUCACUCGAAGUCUCAUGGCGGAAAAAGCAGAGCGAAAUGGACGCCGCCCUAGCGCCGUGGUCGCCGAAGGCACUAUAUCAGCGGCUGAGUGCGGGAAUUGCAGAGCAAGAGGCUGUUUGUUCGGCUGUUGAAGAGAGCUUUCUGGAGGGCGAACAUCAUGGAAAGGCGUCGGAGAAGGAGGUUGCCGAUUGGAUCAGAAGGGUAAGGGCUGAGGGGGCGAAGUUGGCUGGGAGGAGAGAGGCUAAGUCGAGGUGGGAUGAGGGAAGGGUUGGGGGAUGGAGGUAA